Molecule: messenger RNA, 675 nt
Organism: Fusarium redolens
Lineage: Eukaryota; Fungi; Ascomycota; Sordariomycetes; Hypocreales; Nectriaceae
Exons: 2
Source: RefSeq, a predicted model, not a curated record
UGGCUGGCAGUCUUUUCUAUCCUGUGGAGUUUCGCGUUGAUUGCUCUCAUCAUCUGUUUUGCCCUGCUCUCUGCUGGCAAGUUUGGUUUCGAGGACAGCUCGUGCCAUCCGGGUGGCGAGUUUAGUCCUUUUCGGAAUACCUUUAAUUGGUGGGCGCUCAAGGGAACGUUUCAGAUUACGUUGAGGAUGGGGGAUUUUGAUUUUGCUACGGCCAAGAUUAUUGACGUGAUAUGGGAUCUUGUGGUUGGUCGAGGAGGACAGACACUCCUCGCCUUGAUCUCAUGGCGGGCAUUCUCCGACUACCUUGCCGUCUCCAUCAUGACCAAGCCAGCAACCUACACGAUUGUGUGGCUUCUGAGAAUCCAGACAGACCCAUCCUUCGUCUCCAUCAUGGGCCUCCUGAACCAGUUCAUCUGGCGACGGGGCCUGGCCUCGAGAGCCGCCAUGUCCUUCAUGGUCGCCGCGGCUCUGUUGAUCCUGGAAUUUCCCACCGUCGCCAGUUCCAUGACCGGAUACACGACCGUCAACAAGGCCUACAUCGAGGUGCCGGAGACGGGCCUCGUCGAGUUUUCGGCAACUUAUCCGGGGGCGUAUGUGAUUCGUGACGGCUCGAGGAUUGGCCUACAUGACGGAUAUGUAGUGCGUUUUCGAGACGGUGCGAAAAAAUCUUCUUGA